CACUGUGCAUGAAUGCGGAGUGAGGAGAGGACAGGAGCACUGGGAGUACUGGGGGGACUGGGAGGACACAGCGGACUGGACGGACCGGACCGGACCCGGGCAGGCGCGGACAUGGAUGGACAGAACGGCAGCGGCAGCAUCUGCUCUCGGCCGCAGGGCACCGCGGCGGACGGCAGGAAGAAGAAGAAGAAGGAGAAGGAGGAGAAAAUCCCCGACAGGGUGACUCUGAAGAAGGAGAUCGGGCUGCUGAGCGCCUGCACCAUCAUCAUAGGGAACAUCAUCGGCUCUGGGAUCUUCAUCUCUCCAAAGGGGGUCCUGGAGCACUCGGGCUCAGUGGGUUUGGCAUUGGUGGUUUGGGUACUGGGAGGUUGCAUCGCUGCCUUGGGCUCCCUCUGUUAUGCUGAACUGGGCGUCACCAUCCCCAAAUCUGGAGGAGACUACUCCUACGUCACAGAGAUAUUCGGAGGGCUGAUGGGGUUUCUCCUGUUGUGGAGCGCCGUCCUCAUCAUGUACCCGACCACACUGGCUGUCAUCGCCCUCACGUUCUCCAGCUACGUCCUGCAGCCCGUCUUCCCGAACUGUGUUCCUCCGUACAUGGCGACACGGAUGCUGUCCGCCACCUGCCUCCUGCUGCUGACCUGGGUGAACUGCUCCAGCGUUCGAAUGGCCACCAGGAUCCAGGACGUCUUCACGGUGGGGAAGCUGAUGGCUCUGGGUCUCAUCAUCGUGGUCGGCCUGGUCCAGAUCUGCAAUGGGAACUACGAGGCGCUGACUCCUCAGGUGGCCUUCUCCAUGGAAAGGACGCCGUCGGUCGGGCAGAUCGCUCUGGCCUUCCUGCAGGCUUCCUUUGCCUUCAGCGGCUGGAACUUCCUCAACUACGUCACGGAGGAAGUGGUUGAACCCAGACGGAAUCUACCUCGUGCCAUCUACAUCUCCAUACCAUUGGUGACCUUUGUGUACACGCUCACCAACAUCGCCUACUUCUCCUCCAUGUCGCCCGAGGAGCUGCUGUCAUCCAAUGCCGUGGCCGUAACAUUUGGAGAGAAGCUGCUGGGAAUGUUCUCCGUCAUCAUGCCAAUCUCCGUGGCUCUGUCCACGUUUGGAGGGAUCAACGGCUACCUGUUCACCUCCUCCAGGUUGUGUUUCUCUGGAGCCAGAGAGGGUCACCUGCCCAGCCUGCUGGCCAUGAUCCACUAUAAGAACUGCACCCCCAUCCCUGCCCUGCUGGUCUGCUGCGCUGCCACCAUCGUUAUACUCUGCAUCGGAGAAACACACAAUCUGAUCAACUACGUCUCCUUCAUCAACUAUCUGUCGUACGGCGUCACCAUCGCAGGCCUGCUGUAUUACCGCUGGAAGAAACCCAACCUGUACCGACCCAUCAAGGUGAACCUGUUGGUUCCUGUUUGCUACCUGAUGUUCUGGGCGCUGCUGCUGGGUUUCAGUCUUUACUCGGAGCCGGUGGUUUGCGGCGUUGGUUUGGUCAUCAUGCUCACCGGCGUACCCGUCUACUUCCUGGGCGUCCACUGGAAAGAAAAACCAAAGUGCAUCUACACCUUCAUUGAGAGGGCGACGUACGUGGGCCAGAGGUUGUGUUUCGUGGUCUUUCCUCAGUUUGACCCCAUCGAGAUCGCCACUCCGUCAGAAUGGACUGACCGGUCUUCAGGCAGGAGCAGUUUGUCUGCCAAUUCUUAAAACUUUUUUUCUGAAUAUAUGCAGAUCUUUGUUUUUACUCCGUCACUGUGUAAGUCCAGACACCUCCUCCUGGUUUUGGGAGCUUCCUGUCUGACCUUUGACCCUCAGAGACUCUGGUUUCCCUACAGUCGACUGGAAACGCCUGUUCUUCUGCGCAGGCUGCUUGCACUUUUUAUUUUCUUCUCUUUUCAACUAAGUCUUCUAGUACAGCAACCUAAUGCCACCAGUGUCACUGUGAAAAGGACUUUUAUUCCCAUGUUGGACCCAUUUUUGUUUCUUUUUCUGUAACAUGACGAACUCUGACCGACUGACGGUUGUUUCUUCUGAUUGUUGCUGGUGUUCGUGCCUUAAGGCCUUUUCACACCAAGUCCCAAACAAAUCUAUAGUCAGUAUUCAAGAAAAAUGUACAAAUUAUUUUAGAGAAGAUCUGCUUUCAUGUAUUUUUAUUCUUCUUUCCUGCUGACUCACUGCUUUUUUUCCUCCUAAUAUUUUGGUUUUCAUCAAUCUCGUAUCCUGGUGUAUCGGAAAAAAGGGCUUUAUGAGAGCUGUAGUUUCGUUAUUUGAUUCUAACAAGUAAGUUGUUGCUAACUUUGGGUUUGAAUUCUAAUACAAACUGGUACUGAUUUAUCUUAUGGACUACAAACAGAACACGUUUCACUUUUUCAGAAACCAGUAAAAGUUACUCUCAAUGAGAGAUUGCAUUGAGUCUCAGAAGCUAGCGGAGCCGACCUGAUGUUACAUAAAGACUUCACGUUGUUGGUAAUUCUCCUCCAUAAGGCAGGUUUACUGAGUUAUCCAGUUAACCUGAUGCAAAAACACGUCCUGUACCUACUGAUUUUAAAGGUUGCAAACACAGGUGUUACCAGUGACAGUAUUUAAGGUUCCCAGAGCCUUUUUCCAGUGAGAAAACACGCACAGUAACAACAAUCUGACUCUGUUUGACCUGGAACGAAACCUCAAGUUGAAUAAUUCAAAACACAUGAGUUUACCCUACUGUAAUGUCAUAUCAGAGUGACUGCUGUGAAACCGGUCUAUUGUGAAUUGCAGCGCUCUCUGCUGGAUAAACUGAUGUACCGCUCGGGCUUUAAUGUGAAACUGUAUAAUUAGACUUUAAACUCACAUGAACAACGUACGUAUUAAAAUGCACCACAACAACAAUAUGAAUUCAUUUUUUUAAAUUCUGGUGGAAAAGUCAGACUUGGUGUGAAAAGGCUUUUACUGAGGGAAAAUGUAUAUUCAAAUUUUUUAUUAACCAAUUUAAUAUAUUGUGCAUGUGCCUUUGUGUAUUGCAUUUGAUUGUUUGAGACGCACUUUGGUCUUCCAUCGUCUGUUAUCUCGCCGUUCAGUACGAACUCCAGAUGAAACUGGACUCUUAAUCUGUUGUUAACAAAGUAGUUUUACCUGCUGCUGCUCCCUCACAUCAACCCACAUCACUCUGACUUACACUGUGACUGCACAAUGUAAUGGGAUCAGUUAUUUUAACUCAGAAAAAAUGUUCGAGACUAAGUACUUUUGGGUAAUUUAAUAAAAAUUACUAAAUUAAGUCACUUAAAAUUACAAAAAGCUACGUGAUCGAGGAUGUUUUUUUAAAUUUAUAAGAUUAAGUUUGUUUUGUUUGAACAUUUCUUUUGAGUUAAAUUAAGAUUUUAAUGCUGUUGUGGCAGCUUUUGUUUAUCAAGCAAUGAGAAUUCAAUGUGUGACAGAGACAAAACUGGCACUUUUUUACAAAUAUUGUCCAUUAACUUCUUCUUGGUAGGAAAUCAAUAAAUCAGUAACUUUGCUGCAGUUGACUAUAAAAUGAUACAAACCCAAUUUUCAAUAACCUCCAGGAGUCGGCAGACAAAAAACAUUAUAAUUAUUAUCACUAACUUAUCAUUUAGUGAUUAUUAUAUUCCCCAGUAGUAGAAAUGUGUAGCCAUUAGACACAGAAUUAAAAAAGUAUUUUUCAUUAACUAAAAUGUGGGUCAUACGUUACGUCCUGACCUGAAUUCAAUCGUGCUCACUGGGAUGUUUGAUCUGCGACAUGUUAGCAUAAGAGGAAGCAUACUGGUGAUAUUUGUAAAAAAGGCUAAUCCCACUUUUAGUCGUUUCAUUUUUCUUUUUUUUACAUUAAAUCUGUUUAAACUGAUUCCAUGUUUAUGACUAUAAGGAUGCUCGCAGGCUAACUGCCUCAAGCUGUGUACCGUAUGUGUGACAUCCUACAAGAAAUAUAUAUUUACCCCAUCAGACAUCAAAAUAAAUAAAACGUUAGCCAAAUAUCCAACUAACCACUGAUGUAAAUUGGCUAUCCAGUUAGCUAACGUUUAAUUAGUUAGUUAACAAUUGAUGUAGAUUAGCUAGCUACUUAGUUAGCGGCUUUCUUGUACUUAUAUAUGCUACGUGCUCGGCUGUUGAAAAGUCAAAAGUGACAUAUAAAUAGUCACAUCUUAAGUUAUUUAAUGUUAGCAAAACGGUAGCUAAUAAGCUAUCUAACGAUUUAAGUAAAAUUAGCUAACAUUAGCUAGCAUUAGUUAACGUAAGAUGUGACUAUAUAUAUAUAUAUCAUAUCUUUUAACCAUCUUCAAAAUGUGGUUGUCUUUUCAACAUAGGUUAGCUUAGCAUAUAGCAUAUAUAAGUACAAGAAAGCAGUAGCUAGCUAAUCUACAGUUGUUGACUAAUCUAAUGUUAGCAAAACGCUAACUAGAUAGCCAAUUUACAUCAGUGGUUAGCUGGAUAUUCUGAUAGCGUUUUAGUAACAUUAGAUUAAUUUAAGAUGUGACAACGUAAAACUUCUAAUAAUAGCCUGGGCGUUUAUUUGCUUAAACCACUGAACUCCCCCUGCCUCUAUUUGGGACAGGCCUCUAUUUGGGACAGGCCUUUAUUUGGGACAGGCCUCUAUUUGGGACAGGCCUUUAUUUGGGACAGGCCUUUAUUUGGGACAGGCCUCUAUUUGGGACAGGCCUUUAUUUGGGACAGGCCUCUAUUUGGGACAGGCCUUUAUUUGGGACAGGCCUCUAUUUGGGACAGGCCUCUAUUUUGGGACAGGCCUUUAUUUGGGACAGGCCUCUAUUUGGGACAGGCCUUUAUUUGGGACAGGUGUUUAAUUCCUUUAGUAAAAAACUAAACU
Dicentrarchus labrax (European seabass) is the source of this 4798-nucleotide messenger RNA. RefSeq names its product solute carrier family 7 member 10b (gene slc7a10b). Gene Ontology annotation, biological process: D-serine transmembrane transport; D-alanine transmembrane transport; amino acid transmembrane transport. Gene Ontology annotation, cellular component: membrane. Bases 13 to 1692 code for a protein of 559 amino acids. Gene Ontology annotation, molecular function: L-amino acid transmembrane transporter activity; neutral L-amino acid transmembrane transporter activity. Lineage: Eukaryota; Metazoa; Chordata; Actinopteri; Moronidae. The record is from RefSeq and is a predicted model, not a curated record. The transcript has 11 exons.